Messenger RNA from Drosophila persimilis, 857 nucleotides. It is a transcript of the gene RFeSP, whose product is annotated as cytochrome b-c1 complex subunit Rieske, mitochondrial. Bases 71 to 763 code for a protein of 230 amino acids. Gene Ontology annotation, biological process: mitochondrial electron transport, ubiquinol to cytochrome c. The record is from RefSeq and is a predicted model, not a curated record. Lineage: Eukaryota; Metazoa; Arthropoda; Insecta; Diptera; Drosophilidae. Gene Ontology annotation, molecular function: quinol-cytochrome-c reductase activity; 2 iron, 2 sulfur cluster binding. The transcript is spliced from 3 exons. Gene Ontology annotation, cellular component: membrane.
AAGACGAACGUCGAAAUUUUCGACACGAAUAUUUGUGGACUAGCAAUAAAUUUGUAAAAAAGUUAACACCAUGUUGAAAGCCGUGUCGCGUGCAUAUGUGCGUGGCGGUGCCCAGGCACUGUCUACUGGCCUCAAGACGAGCGGCGCUGCUGUCAAUACUAUUGCUAGCCGCCAGGCACACACCGAUCUGCAAGUGCCCGACUUCACCGCCUACCGUCGCGAUUCUGUCAAGGAUAGUCGCCGUCGCAAUGAGUCCGCCGAGGAGCGCAAGGCAUUCUCCUACCUUCUGGUUGGUGGCGGAGCCGUUGGAGGUGCCUAUGCUGCCAAGGGUUUGGUCAAUGCCUUCCUGGGAUCGAUGAGCGCCUCGGCCGAUGUGCUGGCCAUGGCCAAGAUCGAGAUUAAAUUGGCGGACAUCGCCGAGGGCAAGUCCGUGACAUUCAAAUGGCGUGGCAAGCCGCUGUUCAUCCGUCAUCGUACUCAGGCCGAGAUUGAUACGGAACGGGGUGUGCCCACAUCGUCGCUUCGUGAUCCGGAAACUGAUGAUCAACGCGUCAUCAAGCCCCAGUGGCUGGUGGUUAUUGGCGUGUGCACGCACUUGGGAUGUGUGCCAAUCGCGAACUCUGGUGACUUCGGUGGCUACUAUUGCCCUUGCCACGGCUCUCACUACGACGCAUCGGGCCGCAUCCGCAAGGGACCGGCGCCCCUGAACCUGGAAGUUCCCACCCACGAGUUCCCCGAUGAGGGCACCCUCAUCGUUGGUUAGAAACAUUUACAGUGUUAUCGUUUAAGCCCCGCAGAAGAAAACCAACAAAAUAGUGAAUGGAUUGAUGUAAAUUAAUAAAAACAACCAAACAGAA